GAUGUGCGUGGAAGCAAACACCCCCUUAGACGUGGGACACCACCUCUUGUCGACCAUUUGUAGCCUUCUUCAUGUUCCGUUCUGCCGACUGAUGGAUCACUCCUGCAGCUGCAGCUGCAGUGCGUCGCCGCUACUCCAUCGUCUAUUAAUGGCUCGUGUAGCUCCAGCGCUCGGCUUAGACAAGCCUCUCCAACAUGAAGCUCCUGGGUUGGAUGCACCGGAAGUUACGACAGAACAGCAAUGAUGUGUUCAAAGAGUUCAACAACGCUGCAGGUGGGACCUGCAACUGCAUCACCGGGCUGGCCGCGUCGGACCCGGCCACUUUCCUCGCCACCGCCAACGAAUACUUCACCGCCGACAACGACUUCACCAACAACCAUCCAUCGUCGCCGGCCGCCGACCUCUUCACCUUUGGUGGCAGCGGCCUCCUCACCAUUGGCACGCUAGGCAUCGCCGCCGUCGCGGUGUCUGCAGACGCUGAUGAAGUUGAUUACGACGUCGACGCCGAUGCUGACUCCGACUUUGACGACAACGACGACACCGCCGGUGAUGACGAAGACCAGGUCGACAGCGCCGUCACGCCCACGUUCACAUAUGCAGCGCCGCCUCCGAUAGAGGACGCCACGGUCGUCGAGAAGGCUGCAGUUGCCGUGGUUGAGGCCAUUGCCGAGAAGGACGACGACACCACCACUGAGGAUGACCUCAUGGUGGUGAGCGCCGAGCUGGAGAAGGUCCUCGGUGGCCGCAACAGCGGCACCGCCGGUGAUCUGGUGGCGUCGGCGCGGGUGAGCUUUGCCAUGGGCGUGGACUGCCCGCUACAGGGCUUCCUGUUCGGUUCCCCGGUGAGCGACGCCGAGUCGCGCCUGGAGCAGCCGCGGGAUAGCAACGGCGGCCGGCGCACCUCGCUCGGCGAGCUGUUCAUGCGCACGCGCUUUGCCGAAGAGAAGGUGGCGCUCGUCGCCGUCGAGGAAGGUGAGGACGGCGGGGACAUUGGUGCUGGCGGUGAAAGGGACGACAGGAAAGCAGGGAAAGGCGGCGGCGGCCACAAGACAACGAAGAAGAGGAGUGCAAAGGAUGAAAAGGUCCCCAGAGGUGACGGAGCGCAGGCGAGUGCAACAGUGACCAAGAGCAAGUUUCACAAGAUCCUCCAGAUCUUCCACAGGAAAGUGUACCCCGAGAGCGCGGCCCUGGCGCGGAACCUGACCAAGAAGAGCCGCAAGCGCGGCAGCGGCGCCUACCACAAGCCGGAGCCGGCGGCGUCCAAGCUCCGGUGCCUCAAGGAGCAGCGCGCGCCGGGGUUCGGCUGCUGCGCCAGCCGGGCCUCCUUCGGCGGCGCCGCCUCUCCCAUCGACGGCGACGACGACGACGAGCUCAACGGCAGCAAGAGCGGCCACUGGAUCAAGACCGACGCUGAAUGUGAGCGCAUAUUCGUUUCAUCCAUCCCCGUCCAUGCAUCCAUGCAUACACCUUGCAAUCAACAAUUAACUUUGCAUCCGCAAAAGGCAGUCUUGACAGAGACUUUUCCAUACUGUUAUCGGCGAAGAAUCUGCUUGUGGAGCUGUCAAUUCAGUCUUACGGUGCCAUGACCAUGAUGUGUCCU
Zea mays is the source of this 1600-nucleotide messenger RNA. RefSeq names its product lazy plant1. The record is from RefSeq and is a predicted model, not a curated record. NCBI's taxonomy places the organism in Eukaryota, Viridiplantae, Streptophyta, Magnoliopsida, Poales, Poaceae. Gene Ontology annotation, biological process: regulation of auxin polar transport; gravitropism. The transcript is spliced from 4 exons. The coding region runs from base 195 to 1586 and encodes 463 amino acids.